Zootoca vivipara (common lizard) is the source of this 2666-nucleotide messenger RNA. Its product is annotated as CD209 antigen-like protein C. Lineage: Eukaryota; Metazoa; Chordata; Lepidosauria; Squamata; Lacertidae. The record is from RefSeq and is a predicted model, not a curated record.
CCAUCACCUCCCUAAGCUAGUUGUAGUUUGCUUUGUCAGAGAAAUACUUUGCUGAUCAAAUGCCCGUAACUUGAAGCAAUGAAGCGAGCCUUGGGCACUGUGUCCCUUAGGUUGAAGAAAAGAAUUGACGGUGCACUUUAUUCACCCAACAGUUUUGACGAUGAUGACGAUUAUGAUGAUGGGGGUGUGGUGAUUCCUGCAAGUCAGACAACACCUUUGGCAGACAGAAGAGGCAUGGAUGCUAAGAAAGUCGUCGAUCCUGGAUACAGCCCAAGCUAUUCAAGUAUCAAUCCCCUUCCUUCUGAUGAAGCGACAAGCAGUUCAAAUUGUGCUCCUGCCAAUGCUGAGUCUCCACAAAGGAAAGACAGCAGAAGAAUUCAUGUUCGCAUCCUUUAUGUCUUGGUAGUCAUCUGCUUUGUGGUGUUGUCAGCGCUACUCUUCUUGGUCCUGGGGAAGUACUCCGGACUAUCAGAGGAGAUGCAAGCUCUGUACUUGAACCAAUCAGAGAUGCUGAUGAGAGUGAAGAAGGACCUGGAUUAUGUGCAGGCGACACAAAAGAUUAUGGAAAGAACCAUAAGCAACAACUUCAGUGAACUGCAGGAUGUCACAGAAUUCAUCUGUAGCAGCAGAAAUUACUCUCAUCCGUGCCCCAAGGACUGGAAGACUAAAGAGAAGAACUGCUAUUACAUUUCAGAAGAGGCGAAAAACUGGACCGAUGCUCUGUGGCAGUGCAUUUAUAAAAGAGCUUAUUUGGUCAGCAUUUGGUCUGAUGAUGAACAGGGUUUCCUGAGAGAUAACAUCCACCAUGCAGGCACAUACUGGCUGGGUGCAGCGUACAACGAAAAGGAGGGAAAGUGGAGGUGGAAAGAAGGCGAUUUGCUUAUAUCUACAGCUUUUUGGGAUAUAGGACAGCCACAGAUGGGUGCUGAAAAGGAAUGUGGCGUCAUGCACCCCAAUGGAACAUGGGCUUCCGCUGUAUGUUCCCUUCCCUACCGAUGGAUUUGCAAAAGGAGACUGUUCUGCUGAGACACCUGGUGGGACAAGUUGUGUUGCUUCCCUUCCCCUACUCCUACCCCUCCUCAUCCUGGAAUGCAUUGCAGCUCCCCAGCAGACUGAUGGAAGAUGAUAGCUUUUAUCACCAAGUGAUCCUAAGCUCCCUAAAGCAUUUUCAUGUGUGAUACAUAGUCUUGCAUUAGCUUAUUGCACAACAAAUGAAAGGAUUGUCUCUAAUAUGGAAUCUGAGUGCCAUACAGUGCUGCUCAUGUUCCCAGAAGGCCUCACAAUCAACCCUGUCAAACAUAGGAGGAGGGGAGAAAUCGGCCGCCCUGAGACUCUGGGAAUCAGAAAUGCAGCUUAAGUGCGCUUGACUCCCCCAACUAAGCAGGUAGCAAACACAUCUUUGCAACCUGUUCACAUCUCAGGCACUUGAUUAACUUUCCCCAGCCAGAGGAUGAGGGGGAAGCAAUAGUGGGGUGAGAAGGCAGGCUGUCUAGUGAUCAGGAAGGUGUGAGAAUGAUGAGUUUGCAGAAGCAUUCAACCUUCCUGAAUGCUAGACAGUGUAUUAAGACAGAAGGACAAGGAGGCUGUGCUGUGUUAGGUGCUAUAGGUUCACUAUUAUUUCAAAUGGCAACAUACAAGGAGGAUAUAUUCUUUUCAGAGCAGGGGUGGGGAACCAUUUUUAGCUGGAGGGCCAGAUCACAUUGCGGCCACCCCACCUUCCCCAUUUGACACGAGGGCUGGGCUGAUAAUCUGUCAUUCACCUGAUGUCAUAUGACAUCAAGUGGAUUUGAGCCAGGCUGAAAGAAGCAUGGCUUGCAUUUGGCAGCAAAUGUAAAGAAAGCCAAAUGCAAGCCACACUUGCAAAGGGAACUACAGGGAGUCUUGCUUGGAAUGCAAUCCUGGCUGUUCUUUUGCAAGUGUGGCUUCCACAUGGUACUGUUUAAAUCUGGCACCAAAUUCAAGGGUCACUGAUUUUGGCAGACAUCAGAUGCACCUGAGUGAAUCUGAUCAUGUAUUCUAAGGCUCCUGAUUGUUCAUUUGCAGCCACGGCUUUACCUGUCCUGUGCCUGACGUCAUAUGACUUCAGACAAGUGGGCACGGCCCAGGGAAAGCUCAGAGGUCUGGUGGCUAGCUUGACUCAUGGGCUGGAGCAGGAACCCCCAAACUUCGGCCCUCCAGAUGUUUUGGACUACAAUUCCCAUCAUCCUUGACCACUGGUCCUGUUAACUAGGAAUCAUGGGAGUUGUAGGCCAAAACAUCUGGAGGGCCGCAGUUUGGGGAUGCCUGGGCUGGAGGGUUCCCAUCUAUAUGUUAGAGGAACUAUAAAUAGAAGCAAAGUGUGUGUGACAUUUUGUUGAGUUAAGCACACAUAUCAAUCUUGCCUCUGCACAGCCAUGUGAUAUGGCCAUUGCUGGUAUGUUUAAGAGAGAAAAGGCAAGUUUUUACUUUUGCAAACACUUAACUCUUUGCAUAGUCCUCAAUGGCAAAUCUGCAAUACAAAAUUGUGAUUGCCCCACAAUCAGGCUUUGCUCAGUUUUAUUUCAUUUAUUUUUGUGUGUGCAUUUUUCUGCAACUACUUUCUUCUAAAUAGCAUAAUUCAAUAGUUUGCUUUUUACAGUUUUGUACUGAACCUUUUGUUUUUCACUGAAUAAAAAUUCUCACUGUAA